CAUGCAAUAAUUACUCAAUCAAAUUCAAAACCAAAACCAAACUCUCAACAAACAUUUUUUGGCUAUGGCUUCCUCUCUUGCUCGUUCUCUCAAGAAAAUCUCUUCUCAUGCUUCAUCUCCAUGGAGAUACUUCUCAACAUCAUCAUCUUCUUCAUUGAAUCUUUACUCUGCAAUCAACCAAGCUCUCCACAUAGCCAUGGAUUCAGAUCCUCGUACUUAUGUGUUUGGAGAAGAUGUGGGGUUUGGUGGGGUUUUUCGUUGCACAACUGGUUUAGCUGAUCGAUUUGGUAAAGAUAGAGUCUUUAAUACCCCUCUUUGUGAACAAGGCAUUGUUGGAUUUGCCAUUGGUUUAGCUGCAAUGGGUAAUCGAGCUGUUGUUGAGAUACAGUUUGCAGAUUAUAUAUUUCCUGCUUUUGAUCAGAUUGUCAAUGAAGCUGCAAAGUUCAGAUACAGAAGUGGGAACCAGUUCAAUUGUGGUGGCUUAACUAUAAGAACCCCUUAUGGAGCUGUGGGACAUGGAGGACAUUACCACUCACAAUCACCAGAAGCUUUCUUUUGUCAUGUUCCUGGUCUUAAAGUGGUGAUCCCUCGAAGCCCGAAGCAAGCGAAAGGGUUAUUGCUAUCUAGCAUACGCGAUCCAAACCCCGUUUUGUUUUUCGAACCAAAGUGGCUAUAUCGUUUGUCAGUUGAAGAAGUUCCCGAGCAUGAUUAUAUGUUGCCUUUAUCAGAAGCUGAGGUGAUUAGAGAGGGAAGUGAUAUUACACUUGUUGGUUGGGGUGCUCAGUUAUCUGUAAUGGAACAAGCCUGCAUUGAUGCUGAAAAAGAUGGUAUUUCUUGUGAACUGAUAGACCUAAAAACACUAAUACCUUGGGAUAAGGAAACAGUUGAAGCCUCAGUCAGAAAAACCGGAAGGCUUCUUAUUAGUCAUGAAGCUCCAAUCACUGGAGGUUUCGGUGCUGAAAUAUCUGCUUCAAUCGUCGAGCGUUGCUUCUUAAGGUUAGAAGCACCUGUAAGCAGAGUAUGUGGUUUGGACACACCAUUUCCCCUUGUUUUCGAGCCAUUCUACUUACCCACCAAGAACAAGAUCUUGGAUGCAAUCAAAUCAACUGUAAAUUACUAGUUGUCUGGUCUUCUAAUCUUCUGAUUUAAGCAUAUGUAUGGUCUGGUAUUAAUCUAAUUUAAAGACUAAUAUGAUUUUCCCAAUGGUUAACUUAUACAAUAGAACAAAUGCAAUUGAAUAGAAUUUCAUCUCUUUAACUUUUUUACAAGAAAAA
Molecule: messenger RNA, 1274 nt
Organism: Cannabis sativa
Lineage: Eukaryota; Viridiplantae; Streptophyta; Magnoliopsida; Rosales; Cannabaceae
Product: 2-oxoisovalerate dehydrogenase subunit beta 1, mitochondrial
Exons: 13
Coding region: 65-1120 (351 amino acids)
Biological process (GO): branched-chain amino acid catabolic process; response to nutrient
Molecular function (GO): catalytic activity
Source: RefSeq, a predicted model, not a curated record